GAGAAAAGGAACAGAUGACCAACCUUCCUUCCUCCCUCACCUCCACUCUCUCUCUCUCUCCAUCUCUCUCGCUUCGCCUACGUGUUCCGGCGGAGGCACGGCCAUCCUUCUCCCCCGCCUCGCCUCCCCUCCACGGGCGCGCGGCCGGCGACACAGGGCUUUAAGUCCUCCUCCUCUUCCCCGAUCCCGCCCCUAGCCUUCUCCCCCCUGUGCGUGCGCGGACGACGGGCAUCUCGGUGGUCGAAAUCGGGUCGAAGCUCCUACCGUGAGCCGAGUGAGAUAAAACAUCGACCUGAGUGGAGACUGCCGAUUCAGCAUCAGGAGUGACGGAGAGGCUUGGCUCAGUGUGCCGUUCCUUUGGAAAAUAUUGCUCCGCAAAGCUUAAAAUAUCAAAACCAAGUGGAGGUUGCCGAUUCAGCGUCAAGAGUGACGGAGAGGCUCACAUUCGGGUGCAUUUUGUUCGGGAAUAUAGCUUCCUCAACAUUGGAGUGAUCCAGGGAGAGCCCCCUGCUCAUCACUGCAGGACGUAGAUAGGGAGUUUUCUUUGCUCCAUAACAAGAGGGCUGCGUAGUGGUAGCAUGGCUUCAAAGCUUGUGGUUCUUGGAAUCCCCUGGGAUGUGGAUACAGAAGGAUUAAGAGAGUACAUGAGCAAGUUUGGACCCCUGGAUGAUUGUAUCGUUAUGAAGGAGCGCUCGUCUGGUCGAUCUCGUGGGUUUGGAUAUGUGACAUUCUCGUCGGUAGAGGAUGCUAAGAAAGUUCUUAAGGACGAGCAUGUUCUUGGAAAUCGAACUCUGGAAGUGAAGAUAGCAACUCCCAAGGAAGAAAUGCGAGCUCCAGGGAUCAAGAAAGCUACUAGGAUAUUUGUUGCUCGAAUUCCACAAUCUGUGGAUGAGUCAAUGUUUCGGAGGCAUUUUGAAGGUUUUGGAGAAAUAAUUGAUCUCUAUAUGCCAAAGGAACUGGGUUCAAAAAGCCAUCGUGGAAUUGGAUUUAUCACUUUCCGGAGUGCAGAAUGUGUGGAUAGUAUCAUGCAAGAAACACAUGAGCUUGAUGGUACAACUGUAGCUGUUGACCGUGCAACUCCAAAGGAUGAAGAUGUUAGGCACCCCCCAAGGAGAGUUGUUCAGGGUGGUUAUGGUGCAUACAAUGCAUACAUCUCAGCUGCUACAAGAUAUGCAGCUUUGGGUGCGCCAACAUUGUAUGAUCAUGCAGGACCAGCUCAUGGAAGAGGACACUUAGGUGGGUCACUUGGAACAGGCAGAAAGAUUUUUGUUGGUAGACUUCCACAAGAGGCAAAUACUGAUGAUUUAUGGGAUUAUUUUGGCCGAUUUGGCCGAAUUGUGGAUGCAUAUAUUCCAAAGGAUCCUAAAAGAAGUGGCCACCGAGGUUUCGGUUUUGUUACUUUUGCUGAUGAUGGUGUAGCAGAUCGUGUUGCACGGAGAAGUCAUGAAAUUCUUGGACAGGAGGUUGCUGUGGACUCAGCUGCUCCACUUGAGGGUGGUUCAGGUGGAGGUUUCAUGGAACCUACAGAGGCAUAUGGAGCAUAUGGAGCGUAUGGCCCAAUGUUGCCACUGCCUUACGGCAGAUUCUCUGGUAGCCUUGAUUAUGAUUAUGGUUAUGGUCCCAGUGGAAGUAGUAGCAGGUCAAGAAUGGAUUCGCGAUACAGACCGUAUUGAGGCAUUCCCAUUGCAGCAUGGCAAGGCAUAAUUUUACCGCUAUUUUGAUAACAAUUAUCUGAAACUGGGUAAGCUUUUGGGGAUGAAUAUUCUGCUCACUUGUCAAGAUAAUGCAUGCAGUGUUUGUCACUGGUUUAUGCCAUCUAGAGCUUUCUAAUGCCUCUGCCUGGUACCGGUUGAUAUUCUUUUGUUUGUGAAGAGUGUUGGCGCUGCAUUUGCAAACUGGAAAUCCCAGCGUGCGCGUGAACUUUGUAUGUGGUUUUCUACCAAAUCUGAAUCGCUAAUAUAAUUAUCUGUUUUUAUAAGAAAAAUGUGCUCUUGCCCAAUUCAUCCUGAUGAAA
Messenger RNA from Oryza brachyantha (malo sina), 2014 nucleotides. RefSeq names its product heterogeneous nuclear ribonucleoprotein A1, A2/B1 homolog. The record is from RefSeq and is a predicted model, not a curated record. Lineage: Eukaryota; Viridiplantae; Streptophyta; Magnoliopsida; Poales; Poaceae. Gene Ontology annotation, molecular function: RNA binding. The coding region runs from base 579 to 1673 and encodes 364 amino acids. The transcript is spliced from 14 exons.